GGGGAGUAUCUAUAAUUUUACUUGCCCAGCUAUCCAUCCAGCCUGCAUGUGUCUAUCUUCCCUCUUCCAUCUUCUGGUUGCCCUUUGUCCUUAGUUGCAGGAUUUUCUAGGCAAACUACUCAACUUCCCAGUACUUUUUUUUUUCUCGAGAAAAUUAAGUUAUGGAAGGGAAUAGUAGUAAUAAGAACCACUGCUGCUGCAGCAGCUUCAUAAGGAACUGCAAGCCAUAUGCGGCCAUGAUAUCGCUGCAGUUUGGGUAUGCAGGCAUGAACAUUAUAACCAAGGUGUCCCUAAACCGCGGCAUGAGCCACUAUGUGCUUGUGGUUUACCGCCAUGCUUUUGCCACUGCCGUCAUUGCCCCCUUUGCCUUCUUCCUCGAGAGGAGGGGGCAGCCUAAGAUUACUUUACCAAUUUUCAUCCAACUAUUUGUUCUGGGUCUUCUUGGGCCGGUGAUCGACCAGAACUUCUACUAUGCGGGGCUAAAAUUUACGUCGCCAACAUUCUCAUGUGCAAUGAGCAACAUGCUGCCCGCCAUGACCUUUGUCAUGGCCGUCAUAUGCAGGAUGGAAAAAAUAGACAUGAAGAGGGUGAGAUGUCAAGCAAAGGUCGUGGGAACAGUGGUGACAGUGGCAGGGGCAAUGGUAAUGACACUCUAUAAAGGACCUAUCAUGGAGAUGGUGUGGUCAAAGCAUAUGCAUACUCACAAAUCCAAUGUGACAAACACCACGGCAGUAUCUGACAAAGAUUGGUUCAAGGGCUCCAUUCUUCUUAUCAUUGCUACCUUUGCCUGGGCCUUUUUCUUUGUGUUACAGGCAAAAGCAUUGACGACAUACAAAAAACAUCAGCUCUCCCUCACAUCAUUGGUGUGUUUCAUUGGCACCUUGCAGUCCAUUGCUGUUACUUUUGUCAUGGAACACAAAGCCUCUGUUUGGAGAAUUGGCUGGGACAUGAACCUCCUUGCCGCUGCCUAUGCUGGGAUUGUGACAUCAAGCAUAUCAUACUAUGUUCAAGGACUUGUUAUGAAAACCAGAGGCCCCGUCUUCGCCACUGCUUUUAGCCCCUUGAUGAUGAUCAUCGUUGCAGUCAUGGGCUCCUUCAUCUUGGCAGAAAAGAUCUUCUUAGGAGGGGUACUUGGUGCCAUCUUGAUAGUUGCAGGCCUCUACUCAGUUCUAUGGGGUAAAUACAGAGAAAAGAUGGACUCGGAGGCCCGACCCGAUCCCAUACCCGACCCCGUGAAGGUGAACGGGUCAGUUGCCCUGCCCAUUGGUAUCGUAGAAGGAGUUAAAGAUGUUGAGUUGCAGACAGCAGAAGCAAACUAUAAUAACAAGCUUAACAAUGCUUCUGUGGUCAUUGGCAUGCCAAUUCCAGAACCACCCAUGAAGGACAGCCAGGGACCCAAGGCUUAGCAGGGAGAAUGCAUGGGCAUUUUUGUCCUUUCGCAUCUUCUUUUUUUCCAAUAUAUCUUUUUUAUUUAUUUUCCCUUUUAUUUAAUUAAGAAAAAUUAUGUCUGGGGAUGAGCUUGCUGUUAUUGUAUUUGUUAUGCGUAAGCUAAUUAAUUAAUUAAUUAAUUAAUUAAUUAUUAUGUAGGGGGGACUUUUAAAUCAACUAAUUAAUUAAUGGAAUGAAGAGAAUUUCCCAGAAUCCCUUCUGGGUCUGGGUGGUGUCUCGCCGAAUCCCUUUUU
Malania oleifera is the source of this 1682-nucleotide messenger RNA. Its product is annotated as WAT1-related protein At5g07050-like. Gene Ontology annotation, cellular component: plasma membrane. The record is from RefSeq and is a predicted model, not a curated record. Lineage: Eukaryota; Viridiplantae; Streptophyta; Magnoliopsida; Santalales; Ximeniaceae. Gene Ontology annotation, molecular function: transmembrane transporter activity. Bases 162 to 1406 code for a protein of 414 amino acids. The transcript is spliced from 7 exons.